AUGUUCUGCAUGUAUGCUUUUGAUCAAAAGUUCCCUAAAGAUGGUUUCACGAAACUUUCUCAUCAAGUUACACACCUUGCCGGUAAACUUCCUCUAGGGCUUAAAGUUAUGGGCUCCUACUUCCGGGGAAUGGCCAAGCACGAGUGGGAAAGAGUACUACCAAGGUUAUGGAGUCGGCUUGACGGAGAUAUCGAGAGCAUUUUGAAGUUCAGUUAUGAUGAUUUAACUGAUGAGGAUAAAGAUUUGUUCGUUCAUAUAGCUUGCUUCUUCAACAAUCAAAAGGUUGAGAAAGUGGAAGAGCAUCUAGCGGAGAGUUUCAUGGAUGUGAGGCAAGGUCUUCACGUUUUAGCUGAGAAAUCUCUCAUAUCCUUUGAUUGGGGAAUGAUAAAGAUGCAUAAUUUACUAGUCCAGCUGGGUAUAGAUAUUGUCCGUAAGCAAUCUGAUCGUGAGCCCGGGAAACGGCAGUUUUUGGUUGAUGAUAAAGAUAUUGGUGAAGUUCUCAGUGAUCCUACCACGAUUAGUAGAAGUGUUAUAGGCAUAUAUUCAACACAAAAUUUGAACUUGCACAAGUUAAGUGAGAGAGCCUUCAAAGGAAUUUCUAAUCUCCAAUUCUUAAGAUUGGCUACUUAUCCACAGAUUCCACACAUAGCGUCUUUGCCGGGAUUUGUGAAGCAUAUGUCUCCAAAACUUCAAUUACUACAGUGGGAGAAUUGGCCGAAUACAUGUUUGCCUAUUAAUGUCAACCUGGAGUUCCUGGUCGAAUUAAACAUGCCUAAUAGCAUGCUUGAGAAGCUGUGGGAAGAUAUUAAACUGCUUCGAAAUCUCAAGUGGGUGAAUUUGAGUCGUUCAUAUAAACUGAAGAAGCUUCCUAAUCUCUCAACUGCCACUAGUCUUGCAGAAUUAGAUCUCCGUUUAUGCUCAAGUCUGGUGAAGCUCCCUUCCUCUAUUGGGUAUCUAACUAAUCUCCAAAAGUUAAAUUUGGGUGGAUGCAUAAAACUGUUGGAGCUCCCUUCCUCUAUCGGGAAUCUAACUAAUCUGCAAGAAUUAGAUCUUAGUUAUUGCUUAAGUUUGGUGGAGCUCCCUUCUUCUAUUGGAAAUGCAACAAGUCUCCAAAAGUUAGAUCUCAGUGAAUGCACAAAACUGGUGGAGCUCCCUUCCUCUAUUGGGAAUCUAACUAAUCUGCAAGAAUUAGAUUUUAGUUAUUGCUCAAGUUUGGUGGAGCUCCCUUCUUCUAUUGGGAAUGCAACAAGUCUCCAAAAGUUAGAUUUCAGUAAAUGCACAAAACUGGUGGAGCUCCCUUCCUCUAUUGGGAAUCUAACUAAUCUGCAAGAAUUAGAUCUUAGUUAUUGCUCAAGUUUGGUGGAGCUCCCUUCUUCUAUUGGGAAUGCAACAAGUCUCCAAAAGUUAGAUCUCACUAAAUGCACAAAACUGAUGGAGCUCCCUUCUUCUAUUGGGAAUGCAACAAGUCUCCAAAAGUUAGAUCUCAGUAAAUGCACAAAACUGGUGGCGCUCCCUUCCUCUUUUGGGAAUCUAACUAAUCUGCAAGAAUUAGAUCUUAGUUAUUGUUCAAGUUUGGUGGAGCUCCCUUUUUCUGUUGGGAAUGCAACAAGUCUCCAAAAGUUAGAUCUUAGUGAAUGCACAAAACUGGUGGAGCUCCCUUCCUCUAUUGGGAAUCUAACUAAUCUGCAAGAAUUAGAUCUUACUUAUUGCUCAAGUUUGGUGGAGCUCCCUUCUUCUAUUGGGAAUGCAACAAGUCUCCAAAAGUUAGAUCUCAAUGAAUGCACAAAACUGGUGGAGCUCCCUUCCUCUAUUGGGAAUCUAACUAAUCUGCAAGAAUUAGAUUUUAGUUAUUGCUCAAGUUUGGUGGAGCUCCCUUCUUCUAUUGGGAAUGCAACAAGUCUCCAAAAGUUAGAUCUCAGUAAAUGCACAAAACUGGUGGCGCUCCCUUCCUCUUUUGGGAAUCUGACUAACCUAAAAAAAUUAGAUCUUAGUUAUUGCUCAAGUUUGGUGGAGCUCCCUUUCUUCAUUGGCAAUGCAACCGAUCUCCAAAAACUGAAUCUAAGUUAUUGUUCAAGUCUACUUGAACUUCCCUCCUCUGUUGGAAACCUUCAUAGAUUGACAGUGCUUGAUCUGGAGGGAUGCUCAAAGUUAGAGGUUCUUCCGACCAUCAUCAACUUGGAAUCUCUCGUCGAACUCAAUCUCAGAUAUUGCUCCUUGUUAAAAAGUAUCCCUGAGUUUCCCAUAAACAUUGAAGUCCUCAAAGAAAGUGGAACUGCAAUAGAAAUUCUUUCAUCCACCACCAAGUCGGGGUAUAGUCUUCAUGAAUUGGAGAUGUCAUACUUUGAAAACUUGGAACACAGAGAAUCUGAAGGCAUAGAGAUAAAGACAAAGAAAGACAAGAGAAGAUGGAGCAAAUUAUUUAUUAAAUUUUUGGCUUUCAACUUCAGUAAUCCCUUCUGUCAUAUCAAGAAAAGAAAAAAUAUGGUCUGA
This is a messenger RNA of Microthlaspi erraticum, 2490 nucleotides long. Lineage: Eukaryota; Viridiplantae; Streptophyta; Magnoliopsida; Brassicales; Brassicaceae. The record is from the annotation of a GenBank genome assembly.